Molecule: messenger RNA, 4802 nt
Organism: Macaca mulatta (Rhesus monkey)
Lineage: Eukaryota; Metazoa; Chordata; Mammalia; Primates; Cercopithecidae
Source: RefSeq, a predicted model, not a curated record
AAAGGAAGCGCGCUGAUCAUGCUGUUCCGGGGGUUUUAAUCACAGUGGAUCCCCUGGGAGAGGACACGUCACUAGUCCCAUUUCACAGAUGAGGAAGUUGUGGCUCAGAAAAGGGGCGGAAACUAAAGUUCGGAAAGGUAGAGCGACUUGCCCAAGGUCGCGGGACUAGAAGGUGGCGGGGUCGGGAUUCGAACCACCGAGCUGAGCCGACGUACCGGCGAGGAUCCUCCCAGGGGCAUAGAGAGGAGACGGAGCCGGAUGGUGGCAGUGAUUUUGAGGAGGGGAAGAGGAAGGAGGAUACAAGCAAGGGAAGUCACAGGCUGUAGUGCCUAGACAGACCCUGGUUUGAAUCUCGGCCUUACCACUUUCUGGCAUCCGCCGCCAUGGCCCAGACACUGCAGAUGGAGAUCCCGAACUUUGGCAACAGCAUCCUGGAGUGCCUCAAUGAGCAGCGGCUACAGGGCCUGUACUGUGACGUGUCGGUGGUGGUCAAGGGCCAUGCCUUCAAGGCCCACCGGGCCGUGCUGGCUGCCAGCAGCUCCUACUUCCGGGACCUGUUCAACAACAGCCGCAGCGCCGUGGUGGAGCUGCCGGCGGCCGUGCAACCCCAGUCUUUCCAGCAGAUCCUCAGCUUCUGCUACACGGGCCGGCUGAGCAUGAACGUGGGUGACCAGUUCCUGCUCAUGUACACGGCUGGCUUCCUGCAGAUCCAGGAGAUCAUGGAGAAGGGCACCGAGUUCUUCCUCAAGGUGAGCUCCCCAAGCUGCGACUCCCAGGGCCUGCACGCAGAGGAGGCCCCAUCGUCGGAGCCCCAGAGCCCCGUGGCACAGACGUCGGGCUGGCCAGCCUGUAGCACCCCACUGCCCCUCGUGUCACGGGUGAAGACAGAGCAGCAGGAGUCGGACUCUGUGCAGUGCAUGCCCGUGGCCAAGCGGCUGUGGGACAGUGGCCAGAAGGAGGCCGGGGGCAGCAGCAACGGCAGCCGCAAAAUGGCCAAGUUCUCCACGCCGGACCUGGCUGCCAACCGGCCUCACCAGCCCCCGCCACCCCAACAGGCUCCGGUGGUGGCAGCAGCCCAGCCCGCCGUGGCCACGGGAGCAGGGCAGCCGGCCGGUGGGGUGGCGGCAGCAGGGGGCGUAGUGAGUGGGCCCAGCACGUCGGAGCGGACCAGCCCGGGCACCUCGAGCGCCUACACCAGCGACAGCCCUGGCUCCUACCACAAUGAGGAGGACGAGGAGGAGGACGGCGGCGAGGAGGGCAUGGAUGAGCAGUACCGGCAGAUCUGCAACAUGUACACCAUGUACAGCAUGAUGAACGUCGGCCAGACAGCCGAGAAAGUGGAGGCCCUCCCGGAGCAGGUGGCCCCCGAGUCCCGGAAUCGUAUCCGGGUUCGGCAAGACCUGGCGUCUCUCCCGGCUGAGCUUAUCAACCAGAUUGGGAACCGCUGCCACCCCAAGCUCUACGACGAGGGCGACCCCUCUGAGAAGCUGGAGCUGGUGACAGGCACCAACGUAUACAUCACAAGGGCGCAGCUGAUGAACUGCCAUGUCAGCGCAGGCACACGGCACAAGGUUCUCCUGCGGCGGCUCCUGGCCUCCUUCUUUGACCGGAACACACUGGCCAACAGCUGUGGCACCGGCAUCCGCUCUUCUACCAACGAUCCCCGCCGGAAGCCCCUGGACAGCCGCGUGCUCCAUGCCGUCAAGUACUACUGCCAGAACUUUGCCCCCAACUUCAAGGAGAGCGAGAUGAAUGCCAUCGCGGCCGACAUGUGCACCAAUGCCCGCCGCGUCGUGCGCAAGAGCUGGAUGCCCAAGGUCAAGGUGCUCAAGGCUGAGGAUGACGCCUACACCACCUUCAUCAGUGAAACGGGCAAGAUCGAGCCGGACAUGAUGGGUGUGGAGCAUGGCUUCGAGACCGCCAGCCACGAGGGAGAGGCGGGUCCCUCAGCCGAGGCCCUGCAGUAACCCGCCCGGCCUCCUGCGGGGCCUCACACUCCCCCUCCCAACACACACACACCCGCCAUCUUGGUCAUGAGCUACUGUCUGUCCCUCCCCAGGACCGCGGUGGGUGCUGCAUGUUCCCGGCCCUCUGCCCCUCCUGUCCCACCCCCUUCCCCCACCAAGAGCUGGGCCGGGAGAGGACUGCAGGGCAGGUGGUGUGGGGUCCGUGUUGCCUUCUUUAACACACACUCGUGCAGUGGGGGAGUUCUGGCUCCCCAACCUAACCCCUAGCCGUCAUCUCCACACUCACCAGGCCCGCCAGGGGAGGGGGCUGGCCUGGGGGUCUCGGGAAGGCCCCCUCCCCAGGCCCUGGGCCACCUCGCGGAAGCCUUCAGCCUCCGCCCCUCACUGCAGCCCCUUGGGACUUGAGGGGGCCCCAGGGGUUCUCAGGACCCCUCCCACCACCUCCCAGUGCUUCCACGUCUCCAAAAGCGCCUUCCUGUCACCCUCGUCUGUCCCUGCGCCUGGGGGCUGGGGUAGGCGAGGCCAUGGGGACUACCCAUUUUACAGCUGGGGAAAUUGAGGCUCCGAGAAAUUGCACAACCGACCUAAGGUGGCCGGCAGUGGUGUGCCCGGUGCCCUUUCUCCUCUUUUCCGCCUCUGUUGCCCCCAUUGGUCCUCUGGGGCCUCAGAGAGGCAGGUCCUAAAGGAGGGGGGGGUCUCUUGGGGGCAGAUCAAGGGUCUCGGAGGAUAGAAUGAGAGGUUUCCAGGGCUGGCAGAGCGUGUGCGUGUGUGUGUGUGCAAAAGUUUUGCUUUCAAACAAAUGAAGAUACGAGAGGCAGUAGGACCUGGGUUGGAACCCAGGGGAGCAGACUGGGGGGCUGCUGCCCCUCCCUCCAUCUCCCCACCCCCACCCCACCCCACGGCAGGGCUCCUGGCCCCCACCCCCUGUACAUAAUUUUUAAAACAUUUUUUUAGCGAAUGAAAUAUUGAAGUAUAAGAUUCCUUUUAUUUUUCAAACCAAUGGGGCUGUGUCUGUUGUCCUCCUUGGUCCCCAGGGGUGGGGAGUACCGUGGAAGGCAGGAUGGUGUCGGGGGACUUGGGGGCAGCCUGAAUGUGUGUGUGUGUGUCUGGGGUGUGGGUGUGUGUUUCCAUGGUAGGACUCCAGUCCCAGCUGCUGCCUAGGCUCCUGUGGGUCCCGCCGGGUUCCCCCUCCCCUGUCCACCUUCCCCAACAGGGCUAUAGUUUAAGGGCGUCCCAGGCCUUGGCUGGUUGGCUGGGCCCAGCUCCUGGCGGCUGGGCUGGGCUGGGCUGGGCAGGGCCGGGCAGGGCAGGGCAGGGCAGGGCAGGGCAGGGCAGGGCCAGGCCGGGCCGGGCCGGGUCCACUUCCAUUGUUAGCAGUUGUUUGCAGAAUUUUCUCUUUUACCAUUCCUCUCUUUUUGUUCUCACCCAGAGUGGGUGGUUUUUUGUUGUUGUUUUAGAUUUUCAUGUGAAGGCAGAGAGUUUUUUUUUUUUUUUUAAACUCCCCAUCCCCCUACGCGGGGUGUCAUUUCACCAUCCACAUCCUUGUUUGUGUUUCUGGCCCUCGUCCUCCCUGCCUCUCCUCUGCCUCUCCUCUGCCUCCCCUCUGCCUCCCCAACCCCUGCCUACCCACUGCUCCCAGGGGUCUCUCCAGGGGCAGGGGGAUUUCAGGAGAUGGAGUGGGGGCCAGCCCCGACUGGACCCUUGGAAUCUGAUUCGGAGACCAUCCCCCUGAUGGGACCAGCAGCCCCACCGGCCUACUGGGGGUCCCUUUUAACAUCUGCUUGUUGCGGGGGUCAGUCAUGAGUGCCAGGGUCUGGCUGGGGUCUUGGCACUGUCUUCCUGGCUGGGGCCUGGCACCUUAGCCCCCAGCCGGUCUGAGUGGGGGAUGUUGACACCCCCAGCUAAAGCACAAGCACCUUAGUCGCCCCUCCUCUCCCCCUGCCUCCUGGCCUGCCACCCCACCCCAGCGUUUACCCCAAAGCACAAUGCCCUGGUCACUUGGCAAGCAGCUGGGCCUGACGGAGGCCGAGGGGCAGACCGGGGCUCCAGCCAGACCCGGGCUCCAGCCAGACCCCCGAAAGGAAGCUCCCCCACUUCCAGGCCUUAGUUGGGGUGGGGGGGCAGCUUCUGGGCCUGGGGUCUUCUCUCCCCCACCCCCUUGUCCUGGGUAGGCCCCUGCCUGCCCCUCUCUGCCUUUUCCUUGGGUGUCCCUCUUCGAGCCCCUGUGGCACUGGCUUGGGUGGCAGAGCCCACUUGUUUCAGGGACCCCAGGAGGUGCCCCCUGGCUCCCGGGACUGUGUGUGGGUCUGGGGGAUGGGGGGGAAGAAGGGUGGGGCAGGGGGUGCAGGGGAGGAAACUCCUCACCAGGAGAGCCAAAGACAGGGUUGUGCCUUACCCCAGGAGCCACCCCUGUGCCCCCCUUGCCCUGCCAUUCACCCUCCACCCCUCCCCCCGGGCGGCCUGCUGCUUUUUCCUUCUCUUCCUCCCCUGUCCUGCCCUGAGCUGCAUGGUUCCCCCACCCUGGGCAGCCAGGAAGGAGUCUGAAUGGAGAAUCACCAACCACCAGAGAAAAAAGACUGUGGGGCCCUCCCCUGCCAACUCCCCUUCCCUGGCCGCCCACUCACCCACACCUCUUUCACGUAGGACAGGCUGCCCACCCUGUCCACGUGAAGUGCCAACGCCCUCCCCACCCUGGGCCGAGCCCCCAUCCCUCCCUGGGCCCCCAAGUGAGAUUGCACAUUUAACUACUGUAAGGAGAGGAGCGGCGUUGGCAAAUGUGAACCAUGAGAAUAUCAGUGAUACUGAUGAGAAUAAACUAAACGCCUUUGUAACAGC